UUUUUUUUUUUGAAUUGCGACACCCUUCCUUCAAAAACUCAGCAAGUAUACAAACUCGUCUCGCAAGAGCGUGGGGACGAAACCCCGACACUCAAGAGAAACAAACACUCGUGGGGGGAAAAAACAUUCGGGCUGCGUGUGCGUGUCCGUGGGUCUCCGUGCGUGUCUCUGCGUGUUUUCAUUAUUUAUGUGGCUUCGUUCGCUAUGCGGCGCGUUGAGUGAAAUUCACACAGCUCUUCGGGGCUCAACUCCGGGGAGGCUAAGCUAGGCAGUGUGUGUGUGUGUUCACUUCUCGCUUGUUAAGACAGCGAGUGUUUUGCCCUUAUAAAGAAUUCGUGGGUUUUGUAGCAGAAAUAUAUAUAUAUAUAUAUAGGUUUCCAAGUUGUUUUUAAAAACUAAGCUAGAGAAACGAUGUCUUUGGUAACUUUGCACCGCUCGCCUGUGGGAAGCCCGUCAUCGAGUCCGAUCGAACAGGAUGAAGAAAGACCCAGAAGAGGCAGAAUGCAAAAACGGGAGAGUUUUGCGCUGGUUAAAGGGGCGGUUCUUUUGCUCCCGGAGGGCCAAGAGACGCAGGAAGUAGAUAACGAGGAAGCCCCGCCCCCUUCGCUGCCCCGCCCCCAAACGAAAAGCUUCGGAGUGCAACACUGCCACCUGCAGCACAUGAUCGCGCUACUGCGGCCUGAGGACAGACUCAAACUGGCUGUGCGAUUGGAGUCCCUGAGAGAGAAUCGUACUCGUUAUCUCUUAAUUGUGUCAACAGUUUCAAAUGAGGAGGAAAAUAUUCUACUAGGAGUCGACUUUCUUGAUAAUGAAAGUGUGUCGUGUACAAUCGGACUGGUGCUUCCAGUGUGGAGCGACACACAGGUCUAUCUUGAUGGGGAUGGGGGGUUCAGUGUCAAUUCUGCAGGACAGACGCACAUCUUCAAACCCAGCUCAGUGCAGACCAUGUGGUCUCUUCUCCAGUCUCUGCAUCACUGCUGUCAGGUGGCCCGUGUUGGUUCUGUUCUGGACUGGUCCAGGUUCUAUCGGAGUCGGUUGUGUUCGGAUCAGAGCUGCCUGAACGAGUGGAACAUCAUGUCGGACCUGGAGUCAAUGAGACCUGAUACAGCCCGGCUGCAGGGGAGCAGUCGUUCCGAGAAGGAGGUGGCUGAGCGUUUGAUCAAAACAAAGCUGAAGGAAAUCAUGUGGAGCCAAGACUUGGAGAACGUCACCUCAAAACAGGUGAGAGACCAGAACGCACGGCACUCCUGUAAAGGGAGGGGCCAUUGUGUGUUUGUUUUUUUGCUGGGGUGUUGCAGGGUUGGCUUCAUUCUCAACGUGACUCGUGAGAUUGAUAAUUUCUUCCCGGAAUCCAUACAGUAUUUCAACAUCCGCGUUUACGACGAAGAGACGACAGACCUGCUGCCCUACUGGAACAAAACCUACCAUUUCAUCAGCAGAGCACGGCAGUCUGGCAGUUGUGUUCUGGUUCAUUGUAAGAUGGGGGUGAGUCGCUCUGCCUCCACAGUGGUUGCCUUUGCUAUGAAGGAGUGCGGCUGGAGUCUGGAUGUGGCUCUGAGGUACGUGAAGGAGAGGAGGGGCAUCGCCAACCCCAACCCCAGCUUCAUGAGGCAGCUGAGCAUCUACGAGGGCAUCCUGGACGCCAGUAAGCAGCGACACAACGCUCUGUGGCGAAGGAAGUCCAGGGAGUUCCGGGGGCUGCCCUUGCAGGGUGACAGCGAGGAGAGCGAGGAGGGAGGGAGCGAGUCAGAGGGGGAGGAGGAAGAAGAGGGAGGGGCGCACGCAGCGCCUCCCCAAAUCCGUGUGCAGGAGUCGGAGCAGGACCAGGGUCCCGCUGGUUCUGUGUUGCUCCCUCCCAGUGCUCCCAGUGCUCCCAGUGCUCCCAGCGCUCCCAGCUCGCAGGAGUCUGGUCUAACUGGGCUGCAGCUCCCAACAGGCAGGACCAGAGACACCAAGAGAAUGAACCUCUCAGCCCUGAUGAGGUCCAUCAGCGAGAUGGAGGGAGAAGAGGGCGAGGAGGAGAGAGGGAACGAGGGCGAGGAGGAGAGAGGGAACGAGGGAGAGGAGGAGAGAGGGAGCAAGGGAGAGGAGGAGAGAGAUGAGAAGUUACUCAUGGCUCCAGAAGACAUGGAAACGACCUGUGGGAACCAGAGCGUCCGGCCGGCCAAUCGGAGGCAGGGUCAUAGGUCACCGGGGGUGAACAGGCAGGGUCCGUGUAGCAGCGAGGGCAGGGAGAGGAGAAGGGGGCUGAUUCAACAGAGACCCAUUGACCACUCCCCCAGCCCUAGGCAGAGCCCCACCCUGUCUCGUAAACACUUCACCCAGAGCCCCAAAAGCAGCAGGAGAGUGCAGCCGGGGGGAGCCCAGGAGCAGCGCUGCAGACCCGGGGGAGCAGGGGGGGGCCGGACCCAGCAGAAGAAGAGGAACAGAGCCGGUGGCCGGGCAGGGGGGCGCGCUGAGGGGAGAAUGAACCGCAAGCUCUCCUAG
Polyodon spathula (Mississippi paddlefish) is the source of this 2487-nucleotide messenger RNA. RefSeq names its product protein phosphatase Slingshot homolog 1-like. Lineage: Eukaryota; Metazoa; Chordata; Actinopteri; Acipenseriformes; Polyodontidae. Bases 412 to 2487 code for a protein of 691 amino acids. Gene Ontology annotation, molecular function: protein tyrosine/serine/threonine phosphatase activity; actin binding. The record is from RefSeq and is a predicted model, not a curated record. Gene Ontology annotation, cellular component: cytoplasm. Gene Ontology annotation, biological process: negative regulation of actin filament polymerization; actin cytoskeleton organization; protein dephosphorylation. The transcript is spliced from 14 exons.